GUCUGACUGGUUCAACAGGUUACAUCACUAGGGCAUUUCCCGACAUGUCAACUUUUGUGCUGCUUUCACUUUCUCAUAUGCUGUUUUUGAUUACUUUAUUUGAAAUUUUAUUAACAUGAUGAAAACAAUUUCGAUUCUGCAUUCUGGUCUGGUCUUACCAGACACUAUAAAGCUAUUCUUGACAAACUAUUAUUCAUAUAGCAAAACGCGUGUGCGCGUGCGCAAAUGCGUGUGCUAACAGCAGGCUAUUUCAUUGUAACUUCCCCAUACCAGAAUGACGCCAAUGUCCACGGACUUCACAUAAAGCGAGUAAUGGAUCCGUUUAAUCAACGAGGACCAAAUGCAUUUAGUAACGUUUUCAUUCGGUUUUAUGACUUUAUGGUGUUCAAGAUGUCCUGUUCCUGUCGUGAACUUAUUGUACCUGUGGUCUUCUGUGCCCAGGUGGCCAGCUCGUUUUUUGACACCGCUCUCCAAAUGGUUGUCAAAGAGCGAAGUGCCACCAACUCCACAGACCCAGACCAGGAGCAGAAAGCCAUCACAAACUUCAACAUGACCUUCAACAUGAUACUUAAAUUUAUGCCCAUUGUGCCUGCGAUCAUCUUGGCAAAGAUUGGAGACAAAGGUUACAGAAAAGUGCCAAUUGUCGUUCCGCUAGUUGGAUACUUUCUGUCCAGAGGUUUGCUUCUGCUGGAUAUUUUACUGGAAUGGCCUCUUCAGGUGUUGUACGCAGUGCCUGUGAUUCACGGACUGUGUGGUGGAUUCGCAUCAUACUGGGCAGGCGUGAUGGCGCUGGUGUCGGUGCGCGCACGUGAAGACGUGCGCUCUUUGAGCAUUAUGAGAACCGAACUGGUGUAUGGCAUCGCUGGCUUCAUCGGCAGCUUAGCUUCUGGACAUUUAUUUAAUCUCUACACAGUUGACCUGAAACACGGAGUACUUUUAUCAGGAUUCAGUGUUCUGCUUUACUUCUUCUCUCUGCUCUAUGCGGCAUUGUUUCUGCGGAUCGGUCAUCUCGCUGCGCUUGGAGAUGGACAGGAGAGACGGGAGAGUGUCGGGAUCAUAAACCAAGACGCUCAUGAUAAGAUAAACAUAAUUUUGCUUUACGGCAGUGGAAUUUUGUAUGAUAUAGCCGUGGCGGGGGGGAUGGAGAUGUUGGCGGCGUAUGUGCUUAAAGACCCCCUAAACUGGGGCGCUACAGAAGUGGGUUACGGAAAUGCGGUCGGGUCCCUUAUUUUCAUUACCAGUUUUGUUGGUGUGAAGUUGUUUACUAGAUGUUCUGUUAGAGACGAGGGUAUGAUCAUUAUCGGUAUGAUCUCAUUUGCAGUUGGGAUUUACUUUAUGGCAUUUGUGACCACAACUCCAAUGUACUUUUUGGCUCGCUCUAUCACACUGUUUGCUCUUAUACCAAUGCCCACCAUUCGCUCUCUGCUCUCCAAACAAGUCAAGGGAACUUCAUACGGUAUUACCUUUGUCAUGCUCCAAUUGUCAUUUAAACUUGCUAGCUUGGUCACCACACCCAUCUACACCAAGAUCUAUCAGGCCACACUUGACACCUUCCCUGGGUUUGUCUUCGUACUGUCCAGCAUAUUCACUGUCCUGUCUAUGAUACCCAUCAGUUAUGUUGUUUUGGGUUUUCCUGUAAAGUGUUGUAGGAUGGCGCUCAGCAAGACACAGUGGAUAUGAGAGAAUUCAAGGGAACUAAAAACAUCAAAUCCUCAAAGACAACAUGACGGAUCUCUUUUAAAAGAAUGGGAUUCAGAUAUGGAUUGUAUUUUUUUGUAGAAAUGCACUGUUACAUAAGACUGGUCCUAACAAGACAUGGCACAAUAAUGUCAACCUUUCAACCUGGUGUCAGAAUAUGCCUACUUCCCUAUUAUAGUAUGUGAUAGUAUGGAGUAGUGCAGUUUUAUUAGUCAUGAUUGUUCCUCAAGAAAUCACAUACUUCCCAAACCUUCCCCAAAACAUGCCAAAUAUAUAAAA
Molecule: messenger RNA, 1977 nt
Organism: Misgurnus anguillicaudatus (oriental weatherfish)
Lineage: Eukaryota; Metazoa; Chordata; Actinopteri; Cypriniformes; Cobitidae
Source: RefSeq, a predicted model, not a curated record